This is a messenger RNA of Lolium perenne, 617 nucleotides long. The record is from RefSeq and is a predicted model, not a curated record. NCBI's taxonomy places the organism in Eukaryota, Viridiplantae, Streptophyta, Magnoliopsida, Poales, Poaceae.
GCAGCCAGGUAACUGAAAGGCCGAACCAUCUUAUCCAAACUUAUCCGAUCCAAACCACAUCCAAUCCAAUCCAACACCGUCGUGAUCGUUCUAGUAGAAUCGAUCGCAGCAAAUCAGAGAAGACCUAGUAGCUAGGCGAUGGCCCCCAGCGCGUCGAUGCUGUUCCCGAUCUACCACGACGGCACCGCGGUGAAGGAGGUGGCGGAGGGUGGCGCCGGCGCCGGCGCCGGCGGCUUUAGGUUCGGCUUCCGCAAUGUCUUGUUCCCUACCGGUUUCCUGGCGAUGAUGACGCGGCGGAAUAAGGUGCCGGCGCCGCAGGUGGAGGCCGCCGAGGUGAAACAGAGAGGGCGCCACGCCGGCGGCAAUCGGGAGACGGAGGACAAGGCCGCGGCGCUCGGAAGCAAGUUCGAGGAGGCGGUGCGGCUCAGCUGCUGGGCGUCUUGAAGCCUUCCGCGUACGCGGCGUAGUCUUGUCUUACUUGCCAUGUAAAUAAAUCAGCAUGAACAGAAUGCAUUGCGCCGAUCGAGCAUCGAGGCCGAGGCAUGCAUGCAUGUGUAGAUAGAAUAGAACACGACUGUGUACUAUAUAAAUUCGAAUUUCCGUUUUCUUACAUCAAA